Molecule: messenger RNA, 483 nt
Organism: Helobdella robusta
Lineage: Eukaryota; Metazoa; Annelida; Clitellata; Rhynchobdellida; Glossiphoniidae
Exons: 5
Coding region: 1-483 (160 amino acids)
Source: RefSeq, a predicted model, not a curated record
AUGGAUCAUCUCGUCGCCGUCCUUGUGCUGAUCAGUGUGGUUCCUCUAGAGGCUAAGUUGAUUUACAGAAGGCCAUCACCUUGCUCAGAAAACUGUCCUAGCAGGGAAUAUGGCUGCUAUCCUUGCAAGUGUGAUGAGCACACUGACCUGACAUGUCGCAAGGGUGAAUUUUGUACUCUUGAAAAAAGUCGGCGAGGCUAUUUUUAUUGGUCGUGCUACACUGGAACCAGAAACGAGCAGAUUAAUAUGUUUGCCGGAUAUAUAGAAGAUAAGCCAUGCGAGCAUGACUGCAAUAAUGACUCAUGUUCUAAUUGUAGAUGUAAAUUCACAGACAAACUCACGUGCGAGACAGGGGAACACUGUGGAGGAGAAUAUUCCGAUUUGUACGGCCAUUACAUAGCUUGCUACUAUAAAAAUCAGUACGGAAAUUGGGUGAGUACAGGCAGCUGGGAUUAUUACACUUAUGGUAAAUAUGAUCUUUAG